This is a messenger RNA of Andrographis paniculata, 842 nucleotides long. RefSeq names its product succinate dehydrogenase subunit 6, mitochondrial. The transcript is spliced from 3 exons. Bases 119 to 556 code for a protein of 145 amino acids. The record is from RefSeq and is a predicted model, not a curated record. Lineage: Eukaryota; Viridiplantae; Streptophyta; Magnoliopsida; Lamiales; Acanthaceae.
ACUCCGUAAAUGAAUGGGUCUGUGAUGUGAUUAUCAAUUAUCAUCGGCGCCUCCAUAGUUCUCUGUGCUGUGCACGAUCUCGAUUCAAACCUCACAAAUUCAAUCGUCUCUGCAAAAGAUGACCAGCGAAACCCAGGAAUCGAAAUCCUUCUUCAGAAGGCAUUGGGAGGAAUACAAGGAAUUCUGGGGUGAAAGAUUCUCCGUUGUCGAUACCUACAAGAGAUUACUUUACCCCGAUAAGCCUGUGCCCCACUGGGACAGCUCCGAUGUCGAACGAUUUAUUGCAUCUGAUCCCGUCCAUGGACCUGCGCUGAAGAGAGCAAGGGAAUCUGCUAAAUUUGGAGUUGUGGGUGCUGCUGUUGGAGCUGUUUCUACGGCAGGAUGGUCUUAUAGGUGGUCCCGAAGUCUUCACGGAUCUGCAAUGUCUUUUGCCUUUGGGGCUGUCGUUGGUGGAACAUUUGGACUUGAAAUCGCGAAUCACUGGUACCAGCUGUACAGACUGGAUACAAUGGCUGCUCAAGUUAAAUUCUUCGAGUGGCUGCAGGACAGAGCUUGAUGGUUGAACUUGAUCGCGUGAAAAGUGCUUGAGGUCAGUCGUAAAUCUGGCUACAAUGAAAGAAUAAUAGAUAUGCAUCAUCAAGAAUAAUGCGCUAAUAAACAAACAAACACUAUUGAUUAUGAAAUUUCGAUCCCGACUGUCUAGGUGACUUGCCUUUCUUAUUUUUCUUUCUGGUUGUUUUUGUUGGCAAUGAGGCUUUGUCUGUUUUAUCCCUAGCAAUAGUUAAUGAUGAAAGAUUUGCAAAUGAUUUCUUGAUAGUUUUGUGAGGUUAUUUUUUCUGACU